CAUAAUAAUAUCUUAGAUAACUCAGCCCACAAAAAUUGAAGAGGAUGAAGUUAAUUACCUCUCUAAUCUCUUCUAUUUUGCUUAAAUUCAUCCACAAAGACUUCCAUGAGAUUUACUCAAGAAUGUCCCUCCUCGAUCGUUUAAUACUUCUUGUCGUCCAUGCAGUGGAUAAGAUGGUUCCAUGGCAUAAGCUUCCGGUGUUCUUGGGUUUAGCCUAUCUUGAAGCACGUAGACAUCUUCACCAAGAAUACAAUCUUCUCAACGUCGGUCAAACUCCGGUCGGGACUCGGUUUGAUCCUGCUAAUUUCCCGUACCGGACUGCUGAUGGAAAGUUCAACGAUCCGUUCAAUGAAGGCGUCGGCAGUCAAAAUAGCUUUUUCGGAAGAAACUGUCCUCCCGUCGAUCAGAAAACUAAGUUACUGAGGCCAGACCCUAUGGUGGUGGCGACAAAACUAUUAGGAAGGAGGAAGUUCAUCGACACAGGGAAACAAUUCAAUAUGAUUGCAGCUUCUUGGAUUCAAUUCAUGAUCCAUGAUUGGAUUGAUCAUCUUGAAGACACUCACCAAAUCGAACUUGUGGCUCCGAGAGAAGUAGCGAACCAGUGUCCCUUACGCUCCUUUAGGUUCUUCAAGACCAAGGAAGUCCCUACCGGCUUCUUCGAUAUCAAGACUGGUUCGCAAAAUAUCCGUACACCUUGGUGGGAUUCGAGCGUCAUCUAUGGAAGCAACUCGAAAACAAUGGAUAGAGUGAGAACUUAUAAAGAUGGGAAAUUAAAGAUAUCGGAGGAGACGGGUCUCCUUCUCCAUGACAAGGACGGUAUAGCUAUCUCCGGCGACGUUCGUAACAGUUGGGUUGGCGUCUCCGCUUUGCAAGCUCUCUUCAUCAAAGAGCACAACGCCGUAUGCGACGCCCUCAAGGAUGAUGAUAAUGAUUUGGAAGACGAAGAUUUGUACCGACACGCGAGGCUAGUGACCUCAGCGGUGAUAGCCAAAAUUCACACCAUAGAUUGGACAACUCAGCUUCUCAAAACCGACACUUUACUUGCUGGAAUGCGAGCUAAUUGGUACGGAGUACUAGGAAAGAAGUUUAAAGAUUCUUUCGGACAUGCAGGCAGUUCGAUCUUGGGAGGUGUCGUGGGUAUGAAGAAACCGAAAAAUCAUGGAGUCCCUUACUCUCUAACCGAAGAUUUCGCUAGCGUCUAUCGAAUGCACUCUCUCUUACCCGACCAACUCCAGAUGCGUGACAUUGACGAUGAACCGGGAACUAAUAAAUCACUACCGUUGAUUAAAGAGAUUUCUAUGAGCCAUUUGAUUGGCCUCAAGGGAGAACAAACCAUGUCUCAGAUUGGAUUCACUAAGCUAAUGGUCUCAAUGGGUCACCAAGCAAGUGGUGCCCUUGAACUGAUGAAUUAUCCAUUGUGGUUUAGAGACAUCAUCCCCCAUGACCACAACGGCCAAGAACGUUCGGACCACGUUGACUUAGCUGCUUUAGAGAUCUAUAGGGACAGGGAGAGGAGCGUCCCACGGUACAACGAUUUCAGAAGAGCUAUGUUUAUGAUUCCGAUAACCAAGUGGGAAGAUCUAACGGCUGAUAAGGAUGCUAUUGAAGUGCUGGAUGACGUCUACGAUGGUGAUGUGGAAGAGCUUGAUCUUCUCGUGGGACUUAUGGCAGAGAAGAAGAUCAAAGGCUUCGCUAUCAGUGAAACUGCCUUUUACAUUUUCCUCCUCAUGGCCACAAGGCGAUUAGAAGCGGAUAGAUUUUUCACGAGUGAUUUCAAUGAAACGGUUUACACGAAGAAGGGGCUUAAAUGGGUGAAUACUACAGAGAGCCUCAAGGACGUGUUUGAUCGUCAUUAUCCUGAAAUGACCGAUAAAUGGAUGAACUCUGAAAGCGCAUUUUCAGUAUGGGAUUCACCACCAGUUACCAAAAAUCCAAUCCCUCUCUAUCUCCGAAUCCCUUCUUAGAUCGUUCUAAUAUGUAUAUGCACUUUGAUUGAAUUUUCAUAUAUUUAUUUAUUGGCAUUUUGUUGGUUGUGAGCAAUGUGACAUUGUAAGUUUAUUUGACAUCAAUCAUGUACUAUAUUAUACAUAAAGAAAUAUAUUCUAUCAUUAAGUU
Molecule: messenger RNA, 2115 nt
Organism: Capsella rubella
Lineage: Eukaryota; Viridiplantae; Streptophyta; Magnoliopsida; Brassicales; Brassicaceae
Product: alpha-dioxygenase 1
Exons: 10
Coding region: 45-1964 (639 amino acids)
Biological process (GO): response to oxidative stress
Molecular function (GO): oxidoreductase activity, acting on single donors with incorporation of molecular oxygen, incorporation of two atoms of oxygen; heme binding; peroxidase activity
Source: RefSeq, a predicted model, not a curated record